Molecule: messenger RNA, 2153 nt
Organism: Panicum hallii
Lineage: Eukaryota; Viridiplantae; Streptophyta; Magnoliopsida; Poales; Poaceae
Product: snRNA-activating protein complex subunit
Exons: 11
Coding region: 299-2017 (572 amino acids)
Biological process (GO): snRNA transcription by RNA polymerase II; snRNA transcription by RNA polymerase III
Cellular component (GO): snRNA-activating protein complex
Molecular function (GO): core promoter sequence-specific DNA binding; RNA polymerase III type 3 promoter sequence-specific DNA binding; bent DNA binding
Source: RefSeq, a predicted model, not a curated record
GAAGCCAACGGCGAUUACGACGAUUCGCGCGCGGGCGGCGGCGGCGCGGCGGCGCGCUCUGCAGUGCCACGGGGCGAGGGGUUCUGGCGGCCGGGGGCGCGGACAUCGGCGGCGCUCCAACACAGCAGCCGUCGAUCGGGGCAAGCCGACGCGGCGACGCGGGCGGCGAGGGCACGGUCAGGCCAGUGCGCGGCGGCCUGCGUCCCCGCUUUUUCUGUGCUCACCUCCAGUCUUCGAGGUUAGGCGGCAACGUCAACACUGUACAUCAUCCAUUAGGAGAAGAGAACCGCUCGCGGUGAUGGCGGCCACCGGAGAGGGAGCCGAGAGCUCCGCCGCCGGCGAGCGGCAGAGCGUGUCCUUCGCUCGGGGUGGCCCGUUGUUCGUUCCCUUCAUGGUGGGACCCAUCUCCAACGCCUCAGGGUUCAUGCACUCCGCCAUCCAGGAGCUCCAGUCCUUGGAAGCUGAAUUGGGAGACCCUGGCGACGAAUUCGACGAUGAGCUUUGUGUCGAUGAGCUGAGGGUGCUCUCCGAGGAGGAGCUGGUGGAGCGCGCCCUCCAGGAGGCUAUGGAGGAGGACUUGGAUUCUGGCACUCCACCACAACCAGAGGAGCAAACGCUUGAUGAAGGGAUGUCAGCGAAUCCGACCCCAAGAAAUGAGAGCCUCACAUCGAGCCCAUCAGCUGAAAGAGAGAGCUCUAGAUUCCCUGGUGAGGAUACAGCAGUAAUAUUACAUGAGCCUGAAAGCACCAAUGGUAAACCCAGAGGCAAUAAGGUGAAAACUAGAUCCAGGAAGGGGAAAACUGCAACCGUCACAUUAGAUUCAUCGGCUGAAAGAGAGAACCAAGGAUCACCUAGUGAUAUGGCAAUUGUACCAUAUGAACCAGAAGGCAGUGAGGGAAAUGGAAGGACCACUUCAGAUCCAUCUGCUCAGAACAGGGUCUCUGAAUCACCUGUUGAUGGUUUGUCAAUUGUUCCACUUGAUCCAGAGGGAAUUAAUGGACAAACAACAUGUGAAAAGGGCAAAAAGAGAGGCAGACAUUUUGAUAGAGAGGUUCGAGCAAAGAUUUUACAAGGAAGCUAUCUUACUAAAGUAGACAAGUGGGUAGAAAUCAAGGUCAAGCAAGACGAAGACAAAUUUGCAACAAGGCUGCACUCUUUCAGUGGUGAUUCUGUGAAGUCUAAAGGCUCCAAGACAUCAUCUGAGAAAAUCGAAAUGACGACAUCUCUUAAAUUAGUCGGUGCUCCUUGGAAGAACAAAUCUUUAAGAUCUGACGAGCACAGGCCUGUGGUCCAUCCAGAUGUAAUUCUUUGUGUCGAAAUUUAUCAGAAGAAAUAUGGAUCUGUGAAGUGCCAGGAACUUCUUGUGUUGGGAAGCCAGUACCUUACUAAUCUGAGGGACAACAUUUGUUGUUUGACUGAUAAGCUGACAAUGGUGGCUGGACAACACGAUCAUUCUGGAUAUUUCCUUAUUGAGGACACGUUCUACAACGACACGAGACAUCCUUCUGCCACUGAUUACAGUAAACCCAUACUUGAUUGGCUUCAGAAUUCCAGUGGUGAGGUUGCAGAGAAGUGGGAUGCCAUAACAUCUGGUGUUUUGAAGAAACGGCAGAAGGAUCUACUGAGGGGUUUGAAUAUUCCUAACGUGCCUGAAUUUAAAUCAGAAAGAAUGCAAACAACUCGUUUCUCUGACCUGCACUUCCGGCCUGGUGCUGGGUACCUCUACUGCCAUCAGGGGAGCUGCAAGCACACGAUCGUGAUAAGGGACAUGAGGUUGAUCCACCAGGAGGACUCGCAGAACCAAUCAGAUUACCCUCUCCAGACGUUCCAGUUGCAGAAGCGCUUGCAGAAGUGCUCGGUGUGCCAGAUCUACCCUGCCACCAAGAUGACGGUCGACGACAAGUGGGCGCUGAACAACCCCUGCUAUUUCUGCAUCAAAUGCUACUACCUCCUGCACUACAAGGAGGACAACACGCUGCUGUAUCAGCACACCGUAUAUGAUUUCAUCCAAGAGUAACAUCUCUCUUCUUUUUUGGGGUGGGAAAUAGUCUAUUCUAUGCUACACUAUACUGUACAUUUCUUCGCCGCAGAGGGAUCCAUGUCGACUUGGUACAUUUUUCUGAGUUUGGCUAUAGACCUAUGAUGAUGACUCG